Messenger RNA from Symbiodinium natans, 1524 nucleotides. Lineage: Eukaryota; Dinophyceae; Suessiales; Symbiodiniaceae. The record is from the annotation of a GenBank genome assembly.
AUGCGUGGCGCACUCGUGCAACAGCUCGGAGUCGCAAGCGACCAGCGCUUGCGCUACGUUAAGAUUUCUGGUGAGGGUCCUGAGCAUGGCUGGGUAAGCCUCCAAGCUUCUGGCAAGCAACUUCUGAAAAAAGUCGACGCAAUUGUGACGGCAAUGCUGUGCGUCCGGUCGUUGCGCAAUCCGGCAUCGAUCCUUUGCAUUGGGGACUCCUUGACUGCUGGUGGAUAUCCUGCACUGCUCCAGAACUUGCUGACUGUGGAUUCGGGUGUGCCGGCUGUGGUGACUGACUUCGGUGUCCGUGGCGCGUCGGUACUACCCAUGCCUGGUGGGCCAUGCGUUGCAUAUUCCAGCUUAGUUCGGCUGGAUGCGGAAUUGCACCGGAACCCCCCCGAUGCGGUAGUUAUCAUGCUUGGCACGAACGACGCGCGGACGGGCCACUGGGAUGCAGAGGCGUUUCAGACGGAGUACCGGGCGCUUCUGCACAGACUUGGGGGAUUGGAGCUCGAAGAUGGCUGUGGCAGCCGACGGUUGGUGCUCAUAGCUGUGCCUCCGAGGGUCACUUCCAAUGCCUGGGGCAUUGAUGUGGGCAUUGCCGAGACCGACCUCCCACUUGCUGUGCAAGCGGUGUCAGAAAGGAUGGGGAUGCCCCUCAUCAACUUGCGGGAAGUUCUGGAGCCAAUAGAUUUGUUCGUUUCGGAUGGAGUACAUCUUUCGCAGGUGUUCGUGACGUGCGUGCCCAGCAUCUCCGUAAAAGUAGGAAUGUUGCGGAAGGCAUGCCUUCUACGCUUUGCCGUUCCGGGUGGCAAACCCCUGGGUGGAUACGACCGCAGUGCUCCCACAGGUGUCAAAGUGCAGAUGGCAGACGGCGAGGGCUCGAUCUUAGAGAAGUCCUACUCGCCGAUCUCGCAUCCUGCACAGGUUGGGUUCUUUGACUUGCUCGUCCGCUCAUAUCCUCCAAGACCUGGGGGAGGUCUGGGAGCAUAUCUAUGUGGACUCAAACCAGGGCAAAGUGCCCUGAUGAAAGUCAAACCGGAAAGCUUCAGCAUCAUGGCCGGUGCACCGCUUCGGCCAGGCCGCUUUGAUCACCUGGGUCUUGUGGCGGCUGGCACUGGUCUGGCACCGCUGCUGCAGGUCGCUGUUGAAGCUCUCUCAUGGAGAGAUGGCACCCGGGUCUCGCUGAUUCUUGCCUGCCGCACCCAAGCCGAGAUUCUCAUGCGCGAGGAAUUGGAGAAGUUGGCUGCAAGUCCAGCCGUCAACGUUUGGUUCCAGUUGAGCCGACCAGGACCUGAUUGGCCAGCUGAGAGAAGUGGCCGCCUGUCCAAAGCUGUGUUGGAGCAAUGUCUGCCUUCACCAGACUCGCGCUGCAUGAUUCUGGUAUGCGGCACGGACGGCUUUGUGGAGAGCAUGGCCGGGCCCAUCGAACGCAUCAAGCUGCCUGAGGGCGGGAAGAGGAAGAUGCAGGGCAAGCUCGGUGGUUUGCUCGCCGAGUUGGGAUACGCCGCUUGCCAGGUUCACAAGUUCUGA